AGAUGGCAAAUCCUGAGGUAGUUAUAAGUACCUGUGGCUCCCUGGAAGAGGAGAAUCCCUGCACUUUUAACCAGAAUACAUCUCCAUCACAGGAGCUUCUGUUAGAAGACCAGAUGAGGCGAAAACUCAAAUUUUUUUUCAUGAAUCCUUGUGAGAAGUUCUGGGCUCGAGGAAGAAAGCCAUGGAAACUUACCAUACAAAUUCUAAAAAUUGUGAUGGUGACCAUCCAGCUGGUUCUUUUUGGACUAAGUAACCAGAUGGUAGUAGCUUUCAAGGAAGAGAACACUAAAGCCUUCAAGCACCUCUUCCUAAAAGGCUACACGGACCGGAUGGAUGACACAUAUGCAGUGUACACGCAAAGUGAUGUAUACGACCAGAUCACCUUCGCAGUGAAUCAGUUCUUGCAGCUCCGCAACAUGUCAGUUGGGAAUCACGCUUAUGAGAACAAGGGUUCCAAGCAGUCUGCCAUGAGAAUCUGUCAGCACUUCUACAAGCAAGGAAACAUCUGUCCUGGAAAUGAUACCUUUGACAUUGACCCGGAAAUUGAAACAGAAUGUCUCUUUGUAGAGCCUGAUGAGCCUUUUCAUAUUGGAACACCAGAAGAAAAUAGACUCAACUUGUCACUGGACUUCCACAGGCUCUUGACUGUGGAGCUGCAGUUUAAACUAAAGGCCAUUAACCUGCAGACAGUCCGUCAUCAGGAACUCCCUGACUGUUACGACUUUACUCUGACUAUAACAUUUGACAACAAGGCUCACAGUGGAAGAAUUAAAAUAAGUUUAGAUAAUGACAUUUCCAUCAAAGAGUGUAAAGACUGGCAUGUGUCUGGAUCAAUUCAGAAGAACACUCAUUACAUGAUGAUCUUUGAUGCCUUUGUCAUUCUGGCUUGCUUGUCUUCCCUACUCCUCUGCCUUAGAUCUGUUGUGAGAGGACUUCAACUUCAGCAGGAAUUUGUCAGUUUUUUCCUCUUCCAUUAUAAGAAGGAAGUUUCAGCCUCUGAUCGGAUGGAAUUUGUCAAUGGAUGGUAUAUUAUGAUUAUUAUUAAUGACAUACUGACAAUCACUGGAUCAAUCCUGAAAAUGGAAAUCCAAGCCAAGAGUCUUACAAGUUACGAUGUCUGUAGCAUAUUUCUUGGGAUCUCUACCAUGCUUGUGUGGCUUGGAGUCAUCCGAUACCUCGGCUUCUUUGCGAAGUACAAUCUCCUUAUUCUGACCCUUCAGGCAGCUCUGCCCAGUGUCAUCAGGUUCUGCUGCUGUGCUGCCGUGAUUUACCUGGGCUAUUGCUUCUGUGGAUGGAUUGUGCUAGGGCCUUACCAUGACAAGUUCCGUUCUCUGAACAGUGUUUCUGAGUGCCUCUUCUCUCUGAUAAAUGGAGAUGACAUGUUUGCAACAUUUGCAAAAAUGCAGCAGAAAAGUUACUUGGUCUGGCUGUUCAGCAGAAUUUACCUCUACUCAUUCAUCAGCCUCUUUAUAUACAUGAUUUUAAGCCUUUUUAUUGCACUGAUCACGGAUACAUAUGAAACAAUUAAGCACUACCAACAAGAUGGCUUUCCAGAGACAGAACUUCGAAAGUUUAUCUCAGAGUGUAAAGAUCUACCCAAUUCUGGAAAAUACAGAUUAGAAGGUGACCCUGCAGAGUCUUUAUUCUGUUGUUGUAAAAAGUAGCUAUCAGGUUUAUCUGUGCUUUACAGGAACAUAUAAAGUGGCUGAGGUGGGAGAUGGUGUGGAUAUUUUGAGAUCAGGCACAGAUUUUAAAUACUAUUAUUUUGAGCUAACAGAUAGCUAUAAUUAAUCAAGAACUCUGUAUUUUAAAAACAAUAUCUAAUGUCGUCACUGCUCAUAUUGGGUUUGUUUUUUUAAAAGUAACCAAUGUUGAUGAGGAA
Castor canadensis (American beaver) is the source of this 1882-nucleotide messenger RNA. It is a transcript of the gene Mcoln3, whose product is annotated as mucolipin TRP cation channel 3. The record is from RefSeq and is a predicted model, not a curated record. Gene Ontology annotation, cellular component: lysosomal membrane; plasma membrane. Lineage: Eukaryota; Metazoa; Chordata; Mammalia; Rodentia; Castoridae. Gene Ontology annotation, molecular function: NAADP-sensitive calcium-release channel activity.